ACGUCAUCCUCUCCUUCCGGGUUCCGCCCCUCAAUCGAGAGAUUAUUCAGACGACGAGCGGGCGAUUCGGUGGAUAGAUAAGUUGUAGAAAGAUCAAUCAAGAAGGAAACGCAGCUUAAAUUAAUCAUCCUCACACUAAUGGCCUUAUCUUUAGGACUCAACUGCUUACGAUCCUCUCCAAUUGUUUGCUAUGCUACUUCCAAUCACUUCCACUCCAGUGACGCCGCCUUUAUCAGACGCGCUGCCGAAUUAGCCGACAAGUCCGCCGGCUUCACUUCCCCCCACCCGAAUUUCGGCUGUGUCAUAGCCACUCCAGCCGGUAAUGUCGCAGGGGAGGGCUAUUUAUACGCGCAGGGUACUAAGCCCGCUGAGGUUCAAGCGGUCGAGGCUGCUUCCGAGUUGAGCAAAGGAGCUACUGCUUAUCUGAAUAUGGAGCCUGGGGAUUGCCAUGGAGACCACACUGCUGUCUCUGCUCUUGUUGAGGCAGGGAUUACAAGAGUUGUGGUUGGAAUUAGGCAUCCAUUGAAGCAUCUUCAAGGAAAUGCUGUGCGUGCGCUGAGAAGUCAAGGUUUGCAGGUUGAUGUUCUUGGAGAAGAUCUCCAGAGUAAGAUCAUCGAGGAUGCUCGAAAAUCAUGCCUCCUUGUCAAUGCUCCUUUGAUUCAUAGAGCCAAUUCUAGAGUUCCAUUCUCCAUCCUCAAGUAUGCUAUGACUCUUGAUGGAAAAAUCGCUGCCAGUAGUGGACAUGCAGCAUGGAUAAGCAGCAGGAAGUCAAGGAAUCGAGUUUUUGAACUGCGAGGCAGAAGUGAUGCCAUUAUUGUUGGAGGAAAUACUGUACGCAGGGAUAAUCCUCGAUUGACUGCUAGACAUGGUGGUGGGCACAUGCCUAUGAGAAUUGUAAUGUCGCAGACACUUGAUCUUCCUGAGGAAGCAAAUCUUUGGGAUAUUUGUGAUGUUUCUACCAUUGUUGUGACACAAAGAGGUGCCAAGAGGAGUUUCCAGAAACUACUUGCAUCCAAAGGAGUUGAAGUGAUGGAGUUUGAUGUCUUAAAUCCUAGAGAAGUUAUGGAAUAUUUCCAUGAUCGUGGAUAUCUGUCCAUCUUGUGGGAGUGUGGAGGGACACUUGCUGCCUCUGCUAUUUCAGCUGGUGUUAUACACAAGGUUUUUGCAUUUGUUGCCCCAAAGAUUAUUGGUGGAAAGAGUGCACCUACUCCUGUGGGUGAACUAGGGAUGGUUGAAAUGUCACAAGCAUUGGAUUUAAUUGAUGUUUGCUUUGAAAAGGUUGGACCAGAUAUGCUAAUCAGUGGAUUUCUUCAGCCUAUCCCUGAACUGACUCCAAUUAUCCCAUCAGAGGAUGAGACUUUUGCAAUUGAUCCUACUGUCAGUCCUUAUGAAUCAAGCAUCAUAUUCUUCUAUAAGACUUGGGAUCCUUAUGGUGCUUUUUCAAAUUUUUCUCCUCAUCCUAUUCAAAUGUUUGAUAGCAAUGGUGAUUAUGCCACAUGGUCAAGUGUUGAGCAUUAUUACCAGGCACACAAGUUUGUGGGGGUGAAUGAUCCUGCAGCAAAAGAUUGCAUUGAGAAGAUAAAGUCAGCAAAAAGUCCUGAGGAAGCAGCGCGAAUGGGGAGGUCAAUGCAGAGGCAGUGCCCACAUUUGGUGAGAUCUGACUGGGAUAAUAUCAAGAUUGAUGUCAUGUACAAGGCAUUGAAAUGCAAGUUCUCUAUUUAUCCUCAUUUGAACUCUAUGCUGCUCUCAACUGCUGGAUCUGUUCUUGUUGAAGCUUCCCCACAUGAUCUUUUCUGGGGUGGAGGCCGCGAAGGUGAGGGAUUAAAUUAUCUAGGCAGGCUGCUAAUGCAGUUGAGAUCAGAGUUUCUUGGUGAGUCCUCUGCAUCAAGUGUUUGGUUCAGAAUAAAUUUUGUAUAGUACAGCAGUUUGAUCUUAAUUUAGCUUAAUAGGAGCAUAGGACUUUGAUUUAACAAAAGAGGGAUUUUGUUAGUAUCAAUGGGAUGGUGAAAGGUCUGGCUGCUGGUUAGAUCCGGUUCUGGUUCAUUGGUUCAAGGAGAUUGGGGUAGAACCGCAGGUUUCUCAAUCUUGGUUUAGGUCUUGUCUGCUUUUGAUUAAAUCUAACAGUUGUUUUUUUAAAAAAAAAAAAAUCUUUCUUUA
Molecule: messenger RNA, 2157 nt
Organism: Manihot esculenta (cassava)
Lineage: Eukaryota; Viridiplantae; Streptophyta; Magnoliopsida; Malpighiales; Euphorbiaceae
Product: riboflavin biosynthesis protein PYRR, chloroplastic
Exons: 10
Coding region: 139-1917 (592 amino acids)
Biological process (GO): riboflavin biosynthetic process
Molecular function (GO): 5-amino-6-(5-phosphoribosylamino)uracil reductase activity; diaminohydroxyphosphoribosylaminopyrimidine deaminase activity; NADP binding
Source: RefSeq, a predicted model, not a curated record